AUGCCCCCUGUGAACAGGAGAACUAACGCGGUACAGGCUGCUCCAAAGGGUUCAUUGAUAGACCCUCUGAAAGAUCGGAAGUACUGGACAACGCUGUUGCGAGAGGGCGGUUUGGAUGAGCGUCGAAGCCCAACGAACUCGCCGAAGAAGGCGGUGAAGAACGAAAUUCAGGGUCUGAAACGAGCUCGUGGAACGGAUACGCCCCCACGGUCGCCAAAUGGGGGUCACAAAUCGCCUGUGACUAAACAGGGUAGGACGGCCAAUGGCCAGUUUGCCCCAAAAGAACGGCCAUUGUUGGCUGGGGGCGAGCUGUGGCCUGUAAGCAGAGCUGGAUCCAGGUCCAGUCGACCUGCUCGGGAUCGUGAGGUCGAAAAAGCUAGGAAACCAGAGAGGAGAAAUCGGCCAGUGGAAAGGGCUUCACGGCCGUCAGGUCUCGAGAAAGUUCCAGUAAUAGCACCAGAAUUGGUUGUAGACACACCCGAAACAACAGUUCCAACUCCAGCGAGCAGAAAUAGAGCUCGUAGGAGUCGUACGGUCAUAGACGACGAAGAUGUCGACGAGGAUGACGAUUUGAUUCGUCCUGUCGGCCGUCUGAGACAGCGAAAAGCAGCUGAAAAAGAAACAAAACUGGUGACGACGCUGAGACGAGGACUGCUUGUUAUCCGGCUGCCGGAGUGGAAACUACGGCCGCUGAAACAGACCAGCAGACUUAAGAAACUCAUUCCAGCGAGAGAAGUUCUUGCUGCCAGUAGUCUCUACGACCACAACAACAACAGUAGCAGCAGAAGCAUUAACAAUCACAGCAGAAGCAUUAAUAAUAACAAUAGCAGUAAAAGCAGAAUCAAGGAUAACAGUAGUCACAAAAAACUGAAAAUCCGGUUUCAUUUAUCAUCACCAGCAGGUGGAGGCUCACCUGUUGGUAUCACUAAUGGCACACUGACUAGAACUGACGGAUUGUCUUCAGCAACAGGUUCAACUCCUUUUUUCUUUGAGGAAGAGGAGUAUGUCGACGACAGCGAUGUUCAGCCAUAUCGCGGAGUGAUUACUGGUGAUGACGCUGAUACUUCGUUGACUUAUCCUACUGAUCAGGACAGGGAAUGGUUUGAAGAUGCGCUUGCUAUGGUAGAAACAAAACAGUCUUGGCUAAAUAACGAUGAUGUUGAGAAUUACGGAAAUGAAAUAGAAUAUACCGACGAUGGUGGUGUGACAAGCCGGAAGAAGAAAAGACGUACUGACUCGGUACCACCACCAACGACCACUUCUACCAUGGGCAUCACUAGAGUCUCGAAUAUCCGCAAAAUCCACAUGGCCAACUACGAGAUCGAUACCUGGUAUAUCUCGCCAUAUCCAGAAGAGUACUCGCGACACAGGAUCCUCUGUAUAUGUGAAUUCUGUCUCAAAUACAUGAGCUCCGACUACGUUGCUCAGCGACAUGCUUUGAAAUGCCAAUAUAGACAUCCUCCGGGAACCGAGAUAUAUCGACACGAAGGAAACAGCAUUUUCGAAGUCGACGGGGCAAAAUCACCUCUGUACUGCCAGAAUCUGUGUCUCAUGGCGAAACUUUUUUUGGAUUCAAAGACCCUGUACUACGAUGUGGAACCGUUCAUGUUCUACGUUCUCACUGAAAACGACGACAAGGGAUGUCAUUUUGUUGGCUACUUUUCCAAGCAAAAAGUAGCCAGUGCGACCACUCCGCCGGUCGCUCCUGCCAUUACCGAUUCUCCAGGCUCUUCUACGAGCCACGAGACCAUUUCCACUACUGACCCAAUUACAAAUGGCAGUGCUCAUGACGGCACAAAUGGCACAGCGACAACUGCUACCAGCUCUUCUGCACCAGCAGAGCCUAUACCUGCAGUUCGAAACAACGUCUCCUGUAUCGUGACUCUGCCAACUGCCCAACGUAAGGGAUACGGAAACUUUUUGAUCGAUUUCUCAUACCUUCUCACCCGCUGCGAAAAGACUGUAGGUACUCCUGAAAAACCACUAUCAGAUCUCGGACUCGCUUCGUACACAAACUACUGGAAACACACGCUGUGCUACGAACUUCGCAAACUUCGCAAUUCCGCCGACCCUGCCACUGAAAUCAGCAUUGACACCAUCUCACAAACCACUGGCAUGACUCUCGACGACGUGGUAUUUGGACUCGAAACACUAGGCUUCCUCGUGCAAACGCCCCAAAAGUCAUACACCCUCCAAAUCGACGACCGAGUCCUAGACGACAUCAUCGCCAAAUGGGAGUCCAAAAACUACCGUCGCGUGCACCCCGAAAAACUGCUCUGGGUCCCUCUCACCCUGUGA
This is a messenger RNA of Sugiyamaella lignohabitans, 2298 nucleotides long. RefSeq names its product Sas3p (gene SAS3). Gene Ontology annotation, molecular function: histone acetyltransferase activity. The coding region runs from base 1 to 2298 and encodes 765 amino acids. Gene Ontology annotation, biological process: regulation of DNA-templated transcription. The transcript has a single exon. NCBI's taxonomy places the organism in Eukaryota, Fungi, Ascomycota, Dipodascomycetes, Dipodascales, Trichomonascaceae. The record is from RefSeq and is a predicted model, not a curated record.